Molecule: messenger RNA, 1702 nt
Organism: Episyrphus balteatus (marmalade hoverfly)
Lineage: Eukaryota; Metazoa; Arthropoda; Insecta; Diptera; Syrphidae
Gene: prel
Product: protein preli-like
Exons: 3
Coding region: 412-1095 (227 amino acids)
Biological process (GO): phospholipid transport
Cellular component (GO): mitochondrial intermembrane space
Molecular function (GO): phosphatidic acid transfer activity
Source: RefSeq, a predicted model, not a curated record
CAAAACUCGUCUCGUUGUCUGGUUUUCGCGAUUUGAUUCUACCGAAAAGCACGUCGCCGUCGUCGUUAUUCCACACCAAAUUUCGGAUUCAUGACUCGUCUCACGUCUACCCAUAUUCGUCAACUACACGCAUUGUUUUGUGUUUAAUCUGGCAAAUAAAAAAAAAAAAUAUCGAUCGGAAAAUUGUAUUUACAUUUUAGAAGUAAAUUCGUCUCCUGUUCGAAACAAAACGCAACCGGAGAGUCAUCCGAGUGUUGUAUAACAAAAAAAUUAGUUUGUUGCAGCAAAAAACACGUCUUUGCGAAAGAUAUAAAUCGAUUCUAUUUAUAAACAUUGGUUUUUCUUUCGAUCAAUCAGUUGGAAACUAAAAAAAAAUCUAAUUCCAAAGUGCUUUCAUAGAACAAAAGCAAAAUGGGAACCUUUUAUGAAUCACGCACUGUUUUCGAUUACAGCUGGAAACAAGUUGUGCAAGCUUAUUGGAACAGAUAUCCAAAUCCAUCAAGUUCACAUGUUUUAACAGAAGAUACAGUAUCUCGAGAAGUACGCGAUGGCAAACUCUAUUCAAGACGAAUACUCUCAAAGACAAAUCCAGUUCCUCGAUGGGGUGAACGAUUUGUCAAUACAAAUUCUGUUAAAAUCAUCGAAGACUCGGUGUUGGAUUUGAAGAAGAGGUCACUCGUAACAUUCUCAAGAAAUAUUGGAUUUAAAAAAAUUAUGCGUGUGGACGAACGCGUUGAAUAUCUCGAGCAAAAAGAUGGUACCACAAUUGCUAUCCGCACUGCAUUCAUCAGUUCGCAAGUGUUUGGUUUCUCGCGGGCAAUACGUGCGUUUGGAGUUGAACGUUUCAAAUCAAACUGCAACAAGGCAUCGCUUGGGUUCAAUCAUGUCCUUCGAAAUAUGUUUCCCUCUGCUCAUAAUCAUGCCAUAGAAGCAGCAAAAGUCAAGGAAAUUGCUCCAGCAAAUCAGACAUCAAUUUCAGUAGCACAGCAGGCAUCCAGUAAAGCAGAUAAACUCAAACGGGCCAGCAGAGCUAGCUAUGAAUUUGUUAAGGGUCAAGCAAGCAAACUGGCUCAGAUGUUCUCUGUGAAAAACUGAGGUCCAGUGGAAGAUUAAAAGAUAAUAAUCAUACAAAGGCACGUCAUUAAAUUGACUAGCUUUUAUACCUUUAUUAUAAUUUAGUCAGUACUCACUAAAAAAACUAAACAAAAAACCAAACGAUUUUUAUCAAGGCUCGAAGAGAACAGCAAUCAAAAGCAGCAAAAGUGUGUGUAUUUUUUAAAUCAACAGCAAAAAGAAAAUCAACAGCUUUUGUAAAAGGAACGAAACUGCCAAGAAAGACAAAUACGUCAUCGGCUCUAAUAACUAAAAGCGACAGUAGUUUGUCACCAAACAAUCUUCUCCCUUUCCUUAGCUUAGAGUUUAAAUAAUUCCAUUCCAGAGAAAUAAUUAAAAAUAGAUUUACGAAUAAUUGAGUAAAAGUUGAAUUUAAAAAAACAUUUACAAAAAUUGUUUCUUCAGAAAUCAGUUAAAUACAGAUUUUUAUCUUUAAAAUUAAUAUUCUAUAACUAUUAUAAUGCAAAUGUGGCGCUGGUCAAAAAUACAGACAUGUACUGUUAUGUAAUAUAUAUUUAAUUAGGUUACAAACAAAUUCUUUGUUAAAAUUUAUUUUAUUGUUUUCUAAAAUAUAAGAAACUAAAUGCGA